CUGCUCAGCAGCUGCCCUGAGUCCUGGAACACGAGCCCUGGUUGCUGCAGAUUGCCUGUGAACUCAGAAGCCCGGUGCUACACAGGAGACGCAGGCAUGGCCGAGGAACUGUCUCCAGAGCAGGUGGCUGACUUGAAGGCAGCCUUCACCAAGUUCGACAAGGAUGGGAAUGGCACCAUCAGUGUCAAGGAGCUGGAUGCAGUGAUGCAGCUCCUGGGCCACAAACUCUCAGAGGAGGAGCUGAAGGCCCUCAUCGCCAGUGUGGACCAGGAUGGUGAUGGAGCCAUUAGCUUCCAAGAGUUCCUGGCAGCGAUGGCCAAGAGGUUGAAGGCUGCGGCCCAUGGGCAAGACCUGCGGGCGGUCUUUCAAGCCUUUGACCAAAAUGGCGAUGGCCACAUCACUGUGGAAGAACUCAAGCAGGCCAUGGUCAAGCUGGGAGAACCGCUUCCUCUGGAGCAGCUAAAUGCUAUGAUCGAAAAGGCUGAUGUAGACAAGGACGGGAAGGUGAACUAUGAGGAAUUUGUGCGUGUUUUAACCCGAGAGUGAGGUUCAUGGGGCAUUGGCUCCACCCCGUCUGUCUACCUGACUCUGGCCUGUUAGGUUUUUGCGCCUUCUUGGGAGUCCCUGCUUUUGUGAUAGGGGAUACAAAAGGAAACUCUGGAUUGGUGGAUGGGAACUUUCUCACUGGUGAGAAAGACUUUGCUCUCCUGCCCUGUUUGCUGUGUUGUUGGGGCAGCUCAAGAUCCCUCUGUACCUGCUGAGAGCCUAGGCAAAAGCUGGGCCUUAUCCUCUCGGUGGUGGAAUCGGUGUUCCCUACCUCACAGGGCUGUUGUGAGGGGUCCCUAUGCUAUGCAAUGGUCCAAAUAAAAGGAAUGCAAAGUCCA
Messenger RNA from Ochotona curzoniae (black-lipped pika), 884 nucleotides. It is a transcript of the gene CALML5, whose product is annotated as calmodulin like 5. The coding region runs from base 97 to 546 and encodes 149 amino acids. The record is from RefSeq and is a predicted model, not a curated record. NCBI's taxonomy places the organism in Eukaryota, Metazoa, Chordata, Mammalia, Lagomorpha, Ochotonidae. Gene Ontology annotation, molecular function: enzyme regulator activity; calcium ion binding. The transcript has a single exon.